Zea mays is the source of this 4190-nucleotide messenger RNA. RefSeq names its product SAC3 family protein A. Bases 678 to 3686 code for a protein of 1002 amino acids. The transcript is spliced from 13 exons. Gene Ontology annotation, cellular component: nucleus. The record is from RefSeq and is a predicted model, not a curated record. Lineage: Eukaryota; Viridiplantae; Streptophyta; Magnoliopsida; Poales; Poaceae.
UUUUGAUGACUUAAAUACAGGACUUCUAGUUGGAGAUAUGUUCUAAUUAAAACGGUCCUACGAAAUCACGACCAUGUACAUCUGAUAUGUUCCUACCCUUGUUCGCCACCGUAUUCGCCGGCUGUCUCCGCCCAUCUCGCCUGAGAACUAAGGCGGCCGCCAGUCGCAGCCCUCGGUGGUCGGCACCUCCUCAGCCCGUUUCCCCUAACGCUCACACUCUACGCCGCCGCGUCGUCGGCCUCGCCCUCCCUCUCGACGAACUAAGCCAUCCCCGGCCGAGCUUCCGACGCAUUCCCGGGCCACUUCCCUCCCUUCCGGCCUUCCUACUCCCUCCACGCACCGCAACUGUGACACUCCGCUCCGACGCGGGCGCCGCAGGCCGUUGACGACACCCGAACCCAACCGGCAACGCGCCCGAAAGGGGCAGGGACUCCUUUUGCUUGUCCUUCGCCCCUCUUCUCGCUUUCUGCGGAGGGAAAAACUUUCCCAGUCAAUUAAAAAAAAAAUCGACGGACGGCUUUACGCACGCGAUUCGCUGCUCGCCCCCAAAUUUCUCCUCUGCUUCUGGUUCCUUUGACGCAUCUGAUCAUUUCCCCCUCCUCUACGCGGGUCGAAUCGCGAGAGUGUGGCGGCGGCUGUGGUGGUUGACUGGUGCUUAGGGUUGGAGCUCCAGGAGGAUGGCGAGCCACGGCAUCGGGGCGGCCGCUGGAUCUGACGCCCCGCACGCUGAGGUCGUCACUAUGGGACAGACAAAUCCAUCUCCUUAUCCUCCUGUAUCUUCCAGUCAUCAUUCAUGGUCCUCUGCAACUGGGUCAGUUUCAUGGAACAAUACAGUGGACAAACUUAGCCAAGAUACAGUUUAUUAUGAUCCACAAAGGGAUGUAUCGGUUUCAGGAGGGAAUCAAAAUGUAGGAAGCAGUGCGCCUCAUGUUGCCCAGGCGAGUAUGGGGAUAACAGACGCAGCUCAUUCCCAUGUACCUUACUCUAGUUCAGAUCAACAUGGCUAUAACCCUGUAGAAUAUGCCAAUUAUUAUUAUAGCUACCCACAAGCGGCAAAUGAUUCUUCUGUCCAGCAAGGAGCAAACCAACAUCCAGGUGCAGCUUAUCAGCCUCUUACUUCAUUUCAAAAUUCAGGGUCUUACAUUGAUCCUACAAGUAACACAUAUUACAAUGCUGGGGAUCAUCAGACUGUGCCAGGAUAUGGAAGCAGCAGCUACUAUUUUCAGAACAACACAUGGAAUGGUGGAAGCACAGGGAAUAAUUUUGCUCAAUCAUACCAGAACUACUCACCAUCUGAUACAAAUGCACAACAGAGCUCUACUUCAGUGCCUGCCAAUUCUUUACCGUAUCAGCAGCAGUAUAACCAGUGGCCGUACUAUUACAAUCAAUCUGUGCCAAGUGCUUCUAGCAAUCCAGUUGCUGGGAACAGUACUACAGAUAACUUAGCUGUUAACACCCCUUCUAGCUACUCCUAUCCUAAUAGCCAGCCACCUCCACCAGGAACAACAUCAUGGAAAAGUAAUUCAAGUGCUUCUGUUGCGCCUCCUAUGCAGGUACCAGGUGUUUUGGAACAUCAAAAUCAAUAUGGCAACCAGGCGGAAGGUCAUUAUAACCAGGGACCAGGUGUCCAAUGGUCUCAAAACCAUUACGCCUACCAGACACAGCCAUACCCUCAGAAGAUUAAUUCCAAUUAUUCGCAACUAAGCAACCCUGAAGAUCAACUGAGGACUGUAGAUUCUAACGGUCCAAGCACAAAUCUUUCGUCUAACCAUGUUUCUGAAAAUUUUAAACCAAACUUGCUGGAUUCUGUGACAAUGAACACUUCCAGCGAAAGCAAAAUACAAGUUCCUAUAAAUCCUCGAAUUGCCCAAGGUUUCUCUAUGGUGAUACCAAAGAAUGAGAAGAAAAGUUCUGGACUUGAUUUAUCAAGGAAACCUGCCUAUGUUAGUGUGUCCAUGCCGGCGAACGAUGCUAAAGCAAGUCAAGUUGGUCCUGAUGCUAGAUCGAUACCCUUUUCACUCCGUAACUAUGCUAUGAGGAACCUCAAUCGUUGCAAGAAUGAUACCCAGAGGGCAGCCUGCCGAAGCAUAAUGGAGGAGAUCACAAAAAAAGCUUUUGCUGAGGGAACCCUUCUUACUAAGAACUGGGACACUGAACCACUAUUUCCUUUGCCUGAAAGUGUUGUGGGCAUGGCUGGAGCAAGCAGUGAUUUAAGUCCCUUCUUGUCAGUAUCUACCCCAAGGAAACGUGUGAAAAGUAGAUGGGAGCCUGUUGUGGAUGAAAAUGUUACCAAUAAGGUGGAACAAAUAGCAAAAGGAUUGAUCAGCAGUAAUGUCCACAGUACUUUGGACCCUAAAAAUAGAAUUCCAAAUCCUGUGCGGGGUAGCAGUUGGGAUCGUGGGAAGUUUCUCCAGUCUUGUCAAGCAUCAUCAAAUAAAGUCAAUCAGAGGCCUGCCAAGAAGCAAAAAAUGGCUAGUAAUUUGAGUCAAAUACAGAAUGGAAGUGCUUCAAGUGACAGUGAGAAGGAACAUGAUCUAACCAAACAUUAUGCCAGUGCAACUGCACUAGCAAACUCGCCUGAGGAAAAGAAACGUAGGGAGCAUAGAUCCAAGCGUUUUGAAAAGAGUAAAGAUUCAUCAUUAAAAUCAAGAAAUGCUUCUGCAAAUAACGAUGGUAUGGCUAGUUUUCGUGCAAGAAGGGCAAUUUCGUCUCUUCGUACUAGAACCUAUGAAGAAGGCACUUUGGCUGUGGAGGAUAUGGAUUGGGAUGCACUGACAGUCAAAGGAACAUGUCAGGAAAUUGAGAAACGCUAUCUACGACUUACAGAAGCACCUGAUCCUGCCAAAGUAAGGCCAGAAGAUGUUCUGGAGAAGGCCCUUGCAAUGGUUGAAACAUCAGAAAAGAAUUACCUUUACAAGUGUGAUCAACUAAAAUCUAUCCGGCAAGAUCUUACAGUUCAGAGAAUCCAGAAUGAACUGACUGUAAAGGUUUAUGAAACCCAUGCCCGAUUAGCUAUGCAAGCUGGCGAUUUACCCGAAUUUAACCAGUGCCAGUCACAACUGAAGAGGCUAUAUGCACAAGGAAUCAAGGGUUGCUAUUUUGAAUUUUCUGCUUACAAUUUGUUGUGUGUCAUGCUACACUCUAAUAAUAAACGAGACUUGCUGUCAUCAAUGGCAAGCUUGUCAAAAGAAGCCAAACAAGAUGCAGCUGUUAAGCAUUCCCUUGCAGUUCAUGCUUCUGUUUUAUCUUGCAAUUACGUUCAAUUUUUCAAACUAUACAAGAAGGCACCCAAUUUGAACUCAUGCCUCAUGGAUCUAUAUGUGGAGCGGAUGCGCUUUGAAGCUAUGAAAUGCAUGUCUAGGUCAUAUCGCCCAACUGUACCUGUGGGAUAUGUUGCACAGAUUUUGGGGUUCUUGAGAACAGAUACAGGCUGUGCAACCAAUGGGGAUGAUGGAUUAGAAGGAUGCGAAAAAUGGUUGAAAGCGCAUGGGACAGUUCUUUCAGAAGAUAGCAGUGGGGAAUUGCAGAUAGAUACGAAGGCCUCUUCUUCUACACUCUACAUGCCAGAGCCAGAGAACGCCGUUGCACAUGGUGAUGCAUCACUUGCUGUUGAUGACUUUUUUGCACGGACUGACGGACAACUUAAAAGGGGCAGCAGCGAUGGACCAACAGUGGAUACUCCGUAGUAGUAUUGGGGGCUGCCGUGGCAGUAGUGCUGAGGUGGCUUCUUCCGUAGAAAUUACAACAGGGGGCAUGAAAUGGAACUGACCAACGAUGCCAGCGGAGCUACAGUCGGAACAUGGGUGCUCUAACUGAUCCAGUCAUCGGGUUCUGGCAUUUGCCUCAAAGUGAUCUAGUCAUCCAGAGUUGCACCGCGAUGAGCUUCGUUGAGAAGGCAGAUAAGAAAGCAGCAUUACAAGUUUUUAAUGUCUUGGUGGUUUACUCACCCCUAACUUUAAGCGUAGAAAGAACUGUGAAAAAACAACUACAGGUCUACAGCUUUGAAGCAUACACGUAUGUUUUCCGGGGCUCCUUUUUUUCUGGCUGCCCCUUAGUCCGUGAAGAUUGUAAAAAUAUUUUUAAUGCACAUAAAUUUGCUUUCCUAUCCUAUCGAAUAACAACAUUUAUGUACGUACUAAUACUCCUAUAGUUAUAUCUCUCGCUCGCUCGAGCCGAACCGUUUACUGAUA